AUGGCGGAAACGACAGCAGAUUCUGUGCCCGUGUUGCGGGCGGUGACGGGAGAGAAGAAGGAGGAUGCCGUCGCACCAGCCCGCAAGCAACCGCCCCCGGAGAAGCCCUCAGAUACUCGCCGGCGCAGCUACGUGAUCCUCGCCUUCUGGCUGAUCGUCCUCUGCCUGGGGCUCCCGAUAUGGUGGAACACGACGACCAUCUACAGGGCAGAUCUGCCCCUCGAUGAGAUGAUGGAGUGGGCUGACGGCAAGGCCUGUCGCCCCGUCUUUCCUCUACGCAUAUCCAUCCAAGCCAACAUGUUGCACGAACAGGAGGCCCAGAAUCUCUUGCGGUUGACUCAGCACGCUCUCGACGAUCUUAACGAUUUCUCGGGCCACCACCUGCGCCUCCAAUUAUCCCCGCGCGAUGACGGAGACGAGGCGGAACAAGUCGGCGACUCUGCCCUCACAAUCAGGCUCAUGCCGGGGGACUCGACUGGCGCAGCCCUUCACCCUUCCUCUCCCGUGCUCGACAUAACCUACGGGCCCAACACGAUCCCGUCUCCGACCUCGUCGUCUUCGUCCCUUGCCACCUACAUCGCCGGCCAGCUGCGGUCGACUUUCGCCGAAGAGCAAGCCAUCAUCUCCUACCUCCUCUCGACAAGCUCGAUUCCCUCGGACCAGCGGCCCCAGAGCCUCACGCCCGAAGUAGCCGAGUCACUCGCGAAGCGUACGACACGCUCCCUCAAAUACUCUCCCACCUACCACCUGACCUUCUCGCUCUUUGCGAGCGGUUCCCGGCCGAGGAGUUGGGAGAUCGAAGCGGCCAUUGAUCAGUUUAUGAAACCGGUCCUCGAGGUGCUCGGUCCGAUCCACAACUUCACCAUCGAUACCCAAGUCCAGCUCUAUGCGGCUCCUGGCGUACAAUCCCAAGUCCUCAGCAAGGAGGACCUCUCGUCCUUUAUCAAUGCCGCUGAAUGGCCGCUGUCGCCCUCGAUCGGCGGCGCUCCGACCGUCAACUUUAUCAUCUUCAUCGGCAACCAGACCAUCGGUCUAUCCCCACAGGGCGCCGAAGGGGAAGGUGACGGCGACGGCGUCUCCUCUGCCACCUCCCAGUCGUGGCUAAUCCCCCAGUGGGGCUCCGUAUAUCUGCUCCCCUUAGCCGGCGACACCCCCAACGUCUCAACGGAGACGCUCAAGCAGCCGCUGCUGACCUUCACGUCCCACCUGCUCUCCCUCCUGGGCACGCCGCAGUCGGGAUCGCUCCCGCUCCGGCUCUCGACGCUGUCGCGGGUCCGGUCGGCCGACCUGCUCCUCCGGGCGUCGUCGACGCUCGGCAGCCUCGCGCGCCUCUCGCUCGCGCUCCCGUCCAUCUCGAUCCCGGGCAGCGUAGCCGACGGCGUGGCAAAGGCCAUGGACCACCUCCGGCUGGCGUGCGACACGCUGGGCUCGGCAGAGAGCCUGUCGCACGCGCGCGUGGCCGAGGCCGAGGCCGAGCGCGCCUUCUUCGAGAAGAGCAUGGUCGGCCAGCUCUACUUCCCCGACGAGCACAAGGUCGCCGUCUACCUGCCCCUCCUGGGCCCCGUCGGCGUGCCGCUCGUCAUGGGCCUGCUGAACGAGGUGCGUGCGUGGAGGAGGAGGAGGAAGAGCAGGAGGGAGAGCGCCGAGAAGGUGGCGGCGGCGAAGAAGUCGUCGUGA
Molecule: messenger RNA, 1677 nt
Organism: Phialemonium atrogriseum
Lineage: Eukaryota; Fungi; Ascomycota; Sordariomycetes; Cephalothecales; Cephalothecaceae
Product: phosphatidylinositol-glycan biosynthesis class S protein
Exons: 2
Coding region: 1-1677 (558 amino acids)
Biological process (GO): attachment of GPI anchor to protein
Cellular component (GO): GPI-anchor transamidase complex
Source: RefSeq, a predicted model, not a curated record